Molecule: messenger RNA, 1641 nt
Organism: Lodderomyces theae
Lineage: Eukaryota; Fungi; Ascomycota; Pichiomycetes; Serinales; Debaryomycetaceae
Gene: CCT8
Product: chaperonin-containing T-complex subunit
Exons: 1
Coding region: 1-1641 (546 amino acids)
Biological process (GO): protein folding
Cellular component (GO): chaperonin-containing T-complex
Molecular function (GO): ATP-dependent protein folding chaperone; ATP hydrolysis activity; ATP binding
Source: RefSeq, a predicted model, not a curated record
AUGUCAUUGAAGCUUCCGCAAGCACCAAAUUCCGGCUUGUUCAAAAAAGGAUACUCCUCCUACUCGAACGAAGAUGGAGCCAUAACCAGAAACGUUGAAGCAGUACGCGAAAUAGCAUCCAUUUUACAAACAUCAAUGGGUCCCAGUGGGAGAAACAAGAUUAUUGUCAACAAACUCGGCAAGAAGUUCAUCACUAAUGAUGCAGCCACCAUGAUCAAUGAGUUGGAGAUUGUUCACCCCGUUGUGAAAAUCCUCAUUAUGGCUUCGAAACAACAGGAGUUUGAGAUGGGUGAUUUCACCAAUCUUGUCAUCAUAUUAGCGGGUGAGUUUUUGAACGUUGCUGAGAAGUUGUUGAGUUUGGGGUUGAAUGUUUCGGAAAUCAUUCAAGGUUUCAACUUGGCCAAUAAAUUCGUGAUGGAAACGUUGGAUAAGUUGGUGGUUGAUAAAAUCUCAUCGUUUGAAACUGACUUGAUCAAAGCUGUCAAGCCGGUGAUUUCUGCCAAGCAGUAUGGUGUUGAGGAUACAAUUUCCAAAUUGGUGGUUGAGGCUGUAAAGUCGGUGGUCAAUCCCAAGAACCCAGCUAGUUUCAAUGUGGAUGGAAUCAGGGUCGUCAAGAUUAUGGGAUCGUCGUUGUCACAAUCUGAAGUUGUCAAAGGUAUGGUUUUCCCUAGAGAGCCCGAGGGAUCAGUCAAGAAUGUUGCCAAUUCCAAAGUUGCUGUAUUUACGUGUCCUAUCGAUAUAUCAACUACCGAGACUAAAGGGACGGUGUUGUUGCAUAAUGCACAAGAAAUGCUCGAUUUCACAAAGGGCGAAGAACAGCAAUUGGAUCAAGUUUGUAAGGAAAUUCAUUCAUCGGGGGCAAAAGUUGUGGUUGCCGGUUCAAAUGUGGGCGAGUUGGCAUUGCAUUAUUUGAACAAGUAUGGAUUGUUGGUUUUACGCGUUCCCUCCAAAUUCGAUUUGAGGAGAAUUUGUCAAGUUUGUGGAGCUACGCCAUUACCUAGAUUAGGUGCACCAACGCCCGAUGAAUUGGGUGAGGUUGAUAUUGUUGAAACUAAAGAGAUUGGUGGUGAUCGAGUAACCAUUUUCAGACAAAGUGAGUCUAGCACGAGAACUGCAACCAUUAUCAUUAGAGGUGCUACGCAAAACAACUUGGAUGAUAUUGAAAGAGCCAUUGACGAUGGCGUAAGUUCAAUCAAGGGAUUACUUAAAGAUAACAGACUAUUACCUGGUGCAGGAGCGGUUGAGAUUGAAUUAUCGAAACGAGUUACCCAAUAUGGUGAGACCACGCCUGGUUUAAAUCAGUUGGCUAUUAAAUCGUUUGCCAAAGCAUUUGAAGUUGUUCCUCGUGUACUUGCAGAAACGUCAGGUUUUGACUCAACCGAAGUUAUAAGUAAAUUGUACGCUGCCCACGCGGAAGAUGAUAGUGAAGCUGCUUUGAAACAAGGGUUGAAUAUAGAUACGGGAGAUGUCGAAGAGACUGAGGUGUUGGAUGUUUUGGCAACUAAGAAGUCAGCUAUUGAUUUGGCUGUGGAAGCCACGAAUACCAUCUUGUCUAUUGACCAAAUUAUCAUGGCCAAAAGGGCUGGAGGACCAGUAAUGCCACAGCAACCAAGGCCAGGAAACUGGGAUCAAGAUGAUUAG